UUCUGCGCAAUUGAAGACAACAGUUCCAAGCCAGAGGCUGUCCUAAAUACUAAGGCUGAAAUGUGCAGCUUCCUCCCCAUUCACUCUUACUCUUUUGAUCUGAAGAUUUUCUUAUAAACUAAUAAGCAUCAGGCUUAGAAAAAGAAAAGAAAGGAAGGAAGGAAAAGAAACCAGAAAUGACUCGUUGCUACCAAUAAUAACCUUCUAUCACAGAGAAGACUUCACUUUUCAGCAUUUGUCUACAGUGCAAAGAGGGGGGAAGAUAUCAAACUACAAAUGAAAGCUGUUUACAACUUGAGCUCCUCCAGAACUGAUAUCAACUGCACCAGCAACAACCAAUUCAGUAAAGUUCUGUUCCCCGUGCUCUAUACAAUUCUGUUUCUUGUGGGCAUUGUCAUGAAUGGCCUGGCAAUGUGGGUUUUUUUCCAAAUCCCCAGUAAAUCUAAUUUCAUCAUCUUCCUUAAGAAUACAGUAAUUUCGGAUAUCUUCAUGAUCCUGACCUUUCCAUUCAAAAUUCUUAGCGAUGCAAAACUGGCACCUUGGAGAUUGAGGGGAUUCGUCUGUCGGGUGUCCCAAGUCAUAUUUUACUUCACCAUGUAUAUCAACAUUUUGUUUCUGGGUCUAAUAACUAUUGACCGCUACCAGAAAACUGUCACACCAUUUAAAACAUCAAACCACCUUCUUGCCACGAAGAUUCUGUCUGUGGUCAUUUGGAUAGCAAUGUUUGCUCUCUCCCUGCCUAACAUGAUUUUGACAAAUAAGGAACAGACACGUGAAAAAGUGAAGAAAUGCGCUCUCUUGAAAUCCGAUUUUGGGUUAACAUGGCAUGAAAUUGUGAACUACAUCUGCCAAUUAAUCUUCUGGGUUAAUUUGAUUAUCAUAGUGGUAUGUUACAUGCUCAUAAGUAAAGAACUGUACAAAUCAUAUAAGAGAACAAAAUGCACAGGGAAAGUUUCUAGAAAGACAGUAAAUUUGAAAGUUUUUAUUAUUAUUGCAGUGUUCUUUAUUUGUUUUGUUCCAUUCCAUUUUACCAGAAUCCCCUACACCUUGAGUCAAACAAGAGAUGUUUUUGAAUGCUCUGCUCAAAACACAUUGUUUUAUAUGAAAGAGAGCACCCUCUGGUUAACAUCUCUAAAUGCCUGCUUAGAUCCAUUUAUCUAUUUUUUCCUUUGCAAAUCUUUCAGAAAAUCCUUGCUCAAUAUGUUACACAAACAGGUGCCUUCAGAGCUUGGAACAAAAAUUAAAGAGCAUACUGACGGAGAUAGUUCUGAGGAGACUCCAGUGUAGAGCGGAGAUACAUAAAACAUUGCUAUUUAGUCUACUUAUUCCUAUACUAAUCAUUUCAAUUCUACUUCCAAUAAAGUCAAAGGUUAAAAUUUCACUUGCUUCCUUGGGAACUGAAAAAGCAUUCUCUACUUAAAUCAGACAAACUGGAACAGAGGAACUACUGAUAAUGGCCACAGUUCAGUAAAAUGCUUAAAGUAUUAUUUAACUUUAAGCCUAAGUAGUCUCACUGAAGUCAAUGAGACAACUCACAUCCUUGAAUUAAAACAUAUGCAUGUAUUCUUUGCUAGAUCAUAGACUAUACGCUUACUACAGUAAUUAUAAAGAAGAUGCUAUCUUUUUAGUCAUGGAAUGCUGGAGAAUAAUUUAUUAAUUGUGAAUUUUUUGCAGAGAGAAGGUGAAAUCCUAGCUGCAACACAAUUAAUCUUUAAACCUACAAUCUGCAAAAUGCUAUUAAAGAAAAGAAGGGCUAACUAUACAUUUAUUAACAGGAAGCUAUUAUUUUGCCUCCAAACGUCUAACAAUUAAAAACAAGGAAGAGUAUGUAUAAGCUAUUUGCAUUGAAUUAUAGCAUAUUAACAAAGUUUUGAUUACUGUAUUCACCUUUGGAAUAUUACUGACCAUUUAAAUAAUUGUAUUAAGUAAAAAACACUGCUGUUUCAUAAGCAAAUUUAUCUUAACUUUAUUUAACCCUGUAAAUCCCUCACAAUAUGGUAUGAAAGACCAGCAAAAGAACUAUGGUCUUACAGAGAACAGUAUAUAAAUACAUAUGAUUUUUGAAAAUAAAGCUAAAAACUCAUUUUGCAAAAAAUGCCUGGGACUCAGUUGGAGGCAGCACUGAACAGAUUAAAAUAAUACCAAGUAGUAGUAAGGUCAGUUUUGUUUCCAUUAUUCCAGAGUUCUAUUUUCUCUGUUUACUGAGAUUUGCUACACAUUUUUUAUUUGGAAAAAUGGAAAUAUCAGGAAUGCAGCUUUGACAACAGUAUAAAUAAAUUCCAAGAGCACAGGGCUUUAGGUAGAUAUAAAGUAACUGCUGCUACACUAUACUGCUAGUGCAAAUACUAACCAGACUCCCCCUCUGAACAUUACCAUGGACAUUUCAGCUAUUACUCUCUGUAUCUGUUCACUCAUAUACUAUUUUCGCAGAGAACUUACAAUAUUAGGCCUGUUUUAUAGCUUAUUCUCUUGUUUGGGGUAAAACAUACAUUUAACAUAAUUCAAUAAAGAUAGUUUUGUGUGUCAUAAUUAAAGCAUCCUAGCAACUAAGAAAGUGUGACUGUGUUAUAUCAUGGACAACAUGAAACCAGUUACUGAACAGACUUUGUAACUAGCAUAGUUACUCAUGGAAGCAUCUGUUGGUCUUGGCAGCUAGAAGUGCAUUUCACUGAAUCCUU
Alligator sinensis (Chinese alligator) is the source of this 2678-nucleotide messenger RNA. RefSeq names its product purinergic receptor P2Y12 (gene P2RY12). Gene Ontology annotation, biological process: blood coagulation; G protein-coupled receptor signaling pathway. The transcript is spliced from 2 exons. Gene Ontology annotation, molecular function: G protein-coupled purinergic nucleotide receptor activity. Gene Ontology annotation, cellular component: membrane. The record is from RefSeq and is a predicted model, not a curated record. Bases 277 to 1287 code for a protein of 336 amino acids. Lineage: Eukaryota; Metazoa; Chordata; Crocodylia; Alligatoridae.